Molecule: messenger RNA, 1966 nt
Organism: Myxocyprinus asiaticus (Chinese sucker)
Lineage: Eukaryota; Metazoa; Chordata; Actinopteri; Cypriniformes; Catostomidae
Product: serine beta-lactamase-like protein LACTB, mitochondrial
Exons: 6
Coding region: 114-1742 (542 amino acids)
Source: RefSeq, a predicted model, not a curated record
UGUGUGGCCGCUUUUGUUGACUUCAAACGGGAACUUUUCGCUGUACACCUUUUAAAAAACUCUUUUAACCAGUUUUUACACAUGUGGCAGCAUUUAUUAGUCGCCAGACAGCCAUGUUUCGGUUACUGUGUUUAUCACGGGGUCUCAUUUGCGCAAAAUGUAGUGCGCAGAAAUCCGAGCCAUUUGUGUCUUUGUUGAAAUCUAGAGUGAAGUACAGAGAUCAUCUGAUGAGAAGAUUCAUUUCCACACAGAGAAGAACUGUCUUCACAUCCUUUAAGAACAGAUUGACAUCCUUAUGGAUAUUCGGCAUCGGGACGGGGUUUGUUCUGGCUUUGGGGUUGAAAUAUCGUGAUUCUGUGUCUGAACACUGUGAAUGUGAUGUACGGAAAACAAACAGAACUGAAACUGUCUCAAAGUACAGAUCUGCUAUAGAGAUCAGCAGAGACCUGCUACAGCGGAUAAAGGUACAGGAUGAAGUUGGGGCCCCAGGAAUGGUUGUUGGAGUCUCUGUGGAUGGCAACCAAGUUUGGUGUGAAGGGAUUGGUUAUGCAGAUCUGGAGAACAGAGUGCCUUGUAGUCCCGACACAGUGAUGAGAAUCGCCAGCAUCAGUAAACCUCUGACCACAGCGGCCGUUGCUCGACUCUGGGAGGAUGGCAAGAUAGAUCUAGAUGCCCCUGUGCAAAAAUACGUCCCUGAGUUCCCAGAGAAGCAAUUUGAGGGAGAGAAUGUCACAAUAACACCUCGAAUGCUCCUGUCUCACUUGAGUGGCAUCCGUCACUAUGAAAAAGAUGCCAAGAAAGUAAGAGAGGACAAGGAGAAAGCAAAGCGCCUUUUGAAGCCCCCGGAGAAGAAAGAGGAGGAGAAAGAGGAGAAGAAAAAGGAGGAGAAAGAGGAGAAGAAAGAGGAGAAGGGCUCAGCUAAAAGCAAAGAGGCCAAAACAGGCCAGAGGAAAAAAGAGUUUGAGCUGGAGGAGUUCUACCUCAAAGACAGCUUUGAGAAUGUCAUCCAGGCUUUGGACUUAUUCAAAGAUGAUCCUCUGAUAUUUAAACCCGGUUCUACGUUCCUGUAUUCCACAUUUGCCUUCACGCUGCUUAGUGCUGUCGUGGAGAGAGCAGCAGGUCAUCGCUUUCUCGACCACAUGAUGAAGAUGUUUCGUGAUCUGGGCAUGUCCAACACCGUGCCGGAUGAGAACGACCCAAUCAUUUACAACCGCUCAAGAUUCUACCACUUCAAUAAAAAGGGCCGUAUCGUAAAUUGCCCCUAUGUGGACAAUUCAUACAAAUGGGCUGGUGGUGGAUUUCUGUCAACUGUGGGGGAUCUUCUAGUCUUCGGUAAUGCUCUGCUCUACAGUUAUCAAAUGGCCCACCUGAAGAGCACAGAUGGGCUUCUCCCAGGCUUCCUCAAACCCCACACGGCCAAAGCCAUGUGGGCACCGGUGGACAAAACAGAAGCAUCUUGGGACAAAGACGGAAUGUAUGCCCAGGGCUGGCUGGUUGUGGAGAAACAGCAGAAAUACGGCCAGUGCCGUAACCGGCGGCAUUACGUCUCGCACACAGGGGGCGCUGUGGGGGCUAGUAGCGUGCUGCUGGUGUUACCCAGAGAGAGCGCACAGGUCACGGAUCAGAAGCUGACCCCUCCACAGGGUUUGGUGGUGACCAUCAUUACUAACAUGCAGUCGGUGGGACUGAAUGCCACUGCGCUGAAGAUCGCCCAGGAAUUUGACAAAGCCAGGGAUGAAUAAAUUGCAUUUAAUUGAUGGUUGAUAAGCACAUGCACUGCAAUAUUCAUUUUUAGCCAUUUCAGGAGAUUUCUGUGUCAAACAUUAGGGCGUCCUUAUACUGUGGUCUGACCUGCCAAAUUACGCCUUGGUUUUAAUUGCACCGUUGUGCCAAAUAAUAAAACUUUUGUACAUGUAUGAUCUGUCUUAUAUGUUGUAUGAAUAAAACUAUUUUAUGGAAACAUUAA